AUGAGCAAUCCCAGGGAAGAAGAUGAUAAUCUUACACUGGGUGAUGUACAACCAGGGCUCGAUUUCUGUAGCACACAGCCUCGCGUCAUACUUUCUCGAUUCAAUGAAGAUGUCGAUUCCUCAUCAAUAAAUCCGACCAAUCCGAGAGACAGGAAAAGUCUGUCCCCUGAAGCUUCUCGAGCGCCCCCAGACCACCGAAGAUUGCGUGUUGAAGACGACGAGAUCAGCAUCCAUACCCAAAAUGACCGAGGCUACGCAGCUGCUGGGCGGGCGUUCGAUAAAAGCAAAUUUGCGGCUUACCAAGAUACUGAGCCUAUCAUAGCAGAGUCGGACUUUGGACAAAUGGGCACGCACUUGCAAGGCAUACAGCCAGACCACGCUACGAAGACAACAUAUGUCAAGUCCAUGGCUUUGGAAGUCCUCAAAUCUCUCGAAAAGUACGACGGACGAUCUCAGGGGCCAAGGUGGUUGCCAGUCAAUCACCUUUUCAGAAUUAUUACAAGAGAUUCCGUUCUUCGAGCGUUAAAGGAAUCUCUUCAAAAAUUGGAGCUUUCCCAAGGAACCUUAGAGAGAUAUGCGGAAGCUGUGUGUCCCUCAAUAGGUUCAGAAAGCAGCAUCGGAUCACGAAGCAUGUUUGCGAUCCUUACGAUUCUGAACAGAGCUGAAGAAAUCCUUGAGUACGUUGAUCUCGAAUUAUCGGACGACAACUUGCCUUUUGUUGCUGGCCCAGACCAAUUGAGUCAGUAUGGCAAGCUAUUCCCAAAGGGUGUCCAGUUUCAACAUCCGUACCAGUCAUUCGGACGCCAUUGGACAUUUGAAACCUGGGGUGCGUUGAAGGAGUGGCAAAAGAUAAUGCGGUCACCAUUUUUUGCAAUUGACCCGGGCGACAGAGAAAGAGAUAUUCCUCACUACGAAUUGGAGCCUGAUACAGUUCUACCAUUCAUCAAAGAGUUCCCGGCCACAUCUUCGACAAUGACGUCUUACAGCAAAGUGCAGCGAGUGCAAAUCCACAUGCACCACCACACGAUGUACAAGGGGUUUAAUGACGAGAAUCCAUGCUUCGCUGUCAAAGAACUGCUCCCUGAGCUUGGCAACCAAGACACGAGUCGCGAACUCAACUUUAAAGAAGAGGUACGAGCUUUGGCCAAGACUGUCGGCUUAUCGAGUCAUGAUCAUGUUAUCAAGCUACUUGCAACUUGGAGGAGAGGGGACAGUUGGAGUAUGCUGUUUCCAUGGGCUAGGAGCAACCUCAAAGACUACUGGCUGCAAGAGUCUCCCGAUCCCAAAAGAUCGCCAGAAUUCGUACAGUGGAUGUCUACGCAAUGCCGGGGCCUUGCAGAAGGCCUCAAGAAGAUUCACAAAAGUCCUUCAAACCACCUCACAGAAGAGUUCGGUAUUCACGGAGACAUAAAGCCCGAGAAUAUCCUCCUCUUUGACAGCAAAUCGAACGAAUUUGGGACGAUGGUCAUUAGUGACUUCGGCUAUACUCGCUUUCAUGGAAGAAAUACUCGGUCAAACACCCCUGUAGUAGGCUUUAGUCCAACUCACAGAGCCCCGGAACUUGACCUUGAACAGACCAUCUCUAGAUCUUACGACAUGUGGACGUUUGGUUGCGUGUUUCUCGAGUUCAUUACCUGGUAUCUGAAAGGUCCAGACGGGAUCGAGCAAUUCGUGAAUCAGCGAAUUCAUGACGACAAAGGGGCACCUCCAGGCUUUUCUGAGGAUAAGUUCUUCAACAUCAACAACACAAUCGGCAAACAGAGAAGACCGAUAGUGAAGCGUUCUGUGGAAGACUGGAUAGCGCAUUUGAGAAAACAACCUCACUGUGGUGGCUAUUUCAAUGACUUCUUGAAUCUGAUAGUCAAUGAGCUUUUGCAACCCGAACCUAGAAAACGAGAAAAGUGCGACAAAGUUGCUGAGCAUCUCAGGAAGUUAGAACAGAAGUGCGAGCGUAUGUGCGAAAGCGGAACGGUGGAGUACCUCAUGGGCAGGAUCUCUGAGCCCUCGAUGCCUACAACCUCAUCUGUCACAACAUUGCCUUCACAUCAAUCAAAGAACUGCCGUUCCCAGUCAAGCUAUCCUUCAGUCAUAAGCUCCCUCUGCGAUAUUACCUGGGGCUCUUGGAGCGACCGUGGGUCAUCGAAGUGGCCACAUCGAUUGAUGAACAACAUCGAUGCGAUGCUCUUCAGCGGAGUUUCCUCACGAGAAGGUGGUGAACAACAUCACCGACAGCCUAUGGGAAGUCCUCAAAUGGAGCCUUUAGUCCAGCCAACUGAACAAACACCAUUGUUUCCAUCUACUACUGUGGAAACCCCCACCAUUUCUUACACAGCUACUUCCCAUCAGGGAUCAAGGCCUCGAGGUAGGCAAGGUGAGAAUCAAGAUGUGGUCGCUCCGAGAUAUCCCGACGAACCCUUUCAACAGCAACGAAUGAAUACAAACCUCCGCAUGCGGGACGGUCAGUGCCGAGAGUUGACGAACGGCAGGUUGGGUGACCAUAUCAGUGACACUAGAAGUAUCGAGCAAAAGAGACCGGGCUCUUUCCUGUCUGUUUACAGCGAUGGAGCUUUAUGUGGACUGAGAGACAUAUUCCAGUAUUGUUUCGCGUCUUCAGAGGACUCUCAGAGUUCUAGAGAUGGCUGA
Colletotrichum paranaense is the source of this 2643-nucleotide messenger RNA. RefSeq names its product protein kinase. Gene Ontology annotation, biological process: peptidyl-threonine phosphorylation; peptidyl-serine phosphorylation. NCBI's taxonomy places the organism in Eukaryota, Fungi, Ascomycota, Sordariomycetes, Glomerellales, Glomerellaceae. The transcript is spliced from 4 exons. Bases 1 to 2643 code for a protein of 880 amino acids. The record is from RefSeq and is a predicted model, not a curated record. Gene Ontology annotation, molecular function: ATP binding; protein serine/threonine kinase activity.